AUGGCUGUAACGACGGCCGAGCACAUGACUCCAGGAAAAGAUAGAUCUGACUUCCACUCCACCCAACUGAAGCCAGUAUGGAAGCCGACAGUGCCGUUCGAUCAAAUCCCCAUGAAUGUUUACCGCGAGCAUGUCAACAAGAAAUUCCAACAGCGCCUGAAGAACUCUCACGAGCUACACAAAUGGACUGUCACGGAGCCGCAAGCCUUCUGGAUCGAUCUCUGGGACUAUGUCGGCUUGAUCCCAAGGUUGCCUCCAGGAACAACGCGAGCGUACGACCCUGAUAUCCCCAUCUCAGACGUUCCGCCAUUCUUUGAAGGCGCUACCAUCAACUACGCCGAGAAUGUCUUGACUCAGCCACGUGUUGCGGGCCAUACUCCUGCCCUCAUAGGGCUCAAGGAAGGCCAGGGCCUCGGCGGCGAAGUCUGGACGUGGUCGGCGCUGCGGGAAAACGUGCGCAAAGUCCAAAGUGCUCUGCUGAGAAGCGGCGUCCAGCGAGGCGACCGUGUGGCGGCCCUGGUCUCGACCUCUGUCUGGUCGGUUGCCUUGUUCCUUGCCACAGCCAGCAUUGGAGCCGUAAUCACUUCGAUCGCGCCUGACCUGGGUCGUGAGGGAUGUGUUUCGCGACUGCAACAAGUGCAGCCGUCCACGUUGUUUGCAGAUAGCCACUGCACAUACAAGGGACGACAAAACUCGAAUGCGACCAAGAUCGCGAACAUCGUGGGAGCACUGAAAACGAGACCGGAGGUAUUCGUGAUACCCACGGGAGGAGUGGCACGGGAUCGGAAGUUCCACACUCUGUCAGACUUCCUUGCCCGAUCGAGAGAGAGCGACAAACUCGAGUUCGCAAGACUACCCUUCACCACGCCGCUCUACAUCCUCUACUCGAGCGGGACUUCAGGCCCUCCGAAAUGCCUGGUCCACAGCCACGCCACUAUCCUGCAGCACAAGAAGGUCGGAAUGCUGCACAACUCGCUCCAACCAGGCGAGGUGGUCUUCCAGUACUCGAGCACGUCGUGGGUGCUCUGGAACAUCAUGAUCGGCCACCUCGCCAUGGGUACCACUCUAAUCCUGUAUGACGGAUCACCCACCUGGCCGCAGCCCCAACGCAUGCUGCAGAUUGUCGAGAAGUUCAAGGUGAAUUACUGGGGUGCCUCGCCCAAGUAUCUGAAGGAACUCGAAUCGACGGGCUGUAAGCCAAGCACGGAGUUUGAUCUUUCCCAUCUCCGAAUGGUUCAGACAGGCGGCUCACACCUCGCGUCGGAUCAGCACCGUUGGUUCUACGACGUCUUUUCCCCAGCCGUGCAUCUCACGAGCGUGACGGGCGGGACGGAUCUGGUCACCUCGUGGUGCGGCACCGACCCCGCCGGACCCGUCUACCCGGGGGAGAUCCAAAUGCCCAUCCUCGGACACGACGUCGACAUCGCAGAUCCGGUGGAUGGUCAUUCCAUCAAAAGUACCGGCCAGGCUGGCGAGUUCGUGUGUCGCAAACCAUUCCCCUCCAUGCCCGUGUUCUUCUGGGGAGAUCCCACGGGCGCGAAGUACCGAGCAUCGUACUUCAGCCGUUACCCGUUUCCGUGUUGGGCGCAGCACGAUUGGGCCGGCGUCAAUCCACUAACAGGAGGCUGGGUCGUGCAUGGAAGAAGCGACGGCGUCCUCAACCCGCAAGGCGUCCGGUUCGGCUCGGCCGAGAUCUAUUCCAUCACGGAAGCAGCGCCCUUCACCAGCAAAAUCGCCACCACAUUCUGCGUGGGCCGGAAAAGGCAGGGCCUUGAUUCAGACGAGUCGGUCUUCCUCUUCGUCGUCAUGCGUCCCGGGCAUGACUUCUCCAAACAUCUACAGAAAGAACUCAAGGAUGCCAUCCGUCGCGGGCUGAGCGCUAGACAUGUGCCGCGGUUCGUGGUCUCGGUUAGGGAAAUCCCCAUGACGUCGAAUGGCAAGAAAGUCGAGACGCUGGUGAAGGAGGUCAUUUCCACGGGGAAAAUGCCGCAGACUAUCAGCUCGACCGUGGUCAAUUCAGGUUGUCUCGAGGAGUUCCGACAGUUCUACCACCUCGAGCCAGAGCUGGGUGCGAAAUUGUGA
Molecule: messenger RNA, 2082 nt
Organism: Cladophialophora yegresii CBS 114405
Lineage: Eukaryota; Fungi; Ascomycota; Eurotiomycetes; Chaetothyriales; Herpotrichiellaceae
Product: acetoacetate-CoA ligase
Exons: 3
Coding region: 1-2082 (693 amino acids)
Biological process (GO): lipid metabolic process
Cellular component (GO): cytosol
Molecular function (GO): acetoacetate-CoA ligase activity
Source: RefSeq, a predicted model, not a curated record